This is a messenger RNA of Penaeus monodon (black tiger shrimp), 543 nucleotides long. RefSeq lists its product as uncharacterized. NCBI's taxonomy places the organism in Eukaryota, Metazoa, Arthropoda, Malacostraca, Decapoda, Penaeidae. The record is from RefSeq and is a predicted model, not a curated record.
GUUGAGCGCCGGCGUGUGGGCCUCCAGCGUGUGCGUGAUGAGUUCAAGAUCGAGAAUCUGCGACUUCAGCACUCAGCGCCUCACCUCUUUGUCUCUUCACAGUGGCAACAACAUAGCCGAAUGUCAUGCCUCUACCUGGGUUACAGAAUCUUCUGGGCCCUGUACUUCAGCAUGUGGGCAGUAUGGGCCUGGGUGGGAUCCAUGGGUUAUGAUGCAGACAUCUCCAUGAAGGCCUAUUUCUUGCUUUACAUGACAAACUGGGGUGUGUGGACACUGGCCAUAGACACAAUAAUUCAGGCCAUCAACGUUAUACUGCACUUUAAGAAAAUUUCAGAAGAUGUUUGUCAUGUAAAGCAAGAAAUAGGCCUUCAUGGAGAGGGUCUGCAUCAUAACCCAUGGAUCCCCCCCGGGCCAUACUGCCCACAUGCUGAAGUACAGGGCCCAGAAGAUUCUGUAACCCAGGUAGAGGCCAUGACAUUCGGCUAUGUUGUUGCCACUGCAAGGAAAAUAAAUUCAAAUACUACUUUAACUUCUGUGGAUAAA